AUGGCGGCCGCCGCCGGCGGAGGGGGAGGAGGUAAUGGCACGGGGAGCAACGGCGCGAGCGCCGGCGGCCGUCAUUCGUCCAGCUCGGGGAUUCGUCGCAUGUCGCUGUCGCUUGAUGACCUCCCCGAACUCGACGCAACCGCACUGCCGCACCUGCUCCGCGCGCACGUUCCGCGCAGUCAGAGCAUGUGCGAUCGGCGCGAGGGUUCUUCGGCGGCGCCAGCCGCGGACGGCAGGGGCGGGAGCGGGGGCGGGGGCGGAGGCGUGUGGAACCGCAUUCGCCGUCGACGCGCGUCGUUCUCGGUGGGCAGCCCGUCCGGCGAAUUGGGGACGGAGAGGCCCCAUCGCGCGCCGUGGUCCGCGGUGGCGGAGGAGGAGGAAGAAGAGGAAGGCGCCGCGCCAGCGCCAGUAGCAGCCGCGGGUGACGACAAGGGCUGGUUGCGCGAUCUUGUGGGCGCGGGGAGGAACUGGCGGGGCAUCCGCAUCGGCGGGGGCAAGGACCGGCAAAUCCCCGCCGCGCUGGCGGAAAACGGCAGCGAGCGAGGCUGGUUGCGCGGAAAGAUGGGUUCCGCGAAGGGGCGACGCGCGUCGCUGUCCCUGGGAAACCUGCGGGAGAUGCGGGAAAAUCAAGAGGGAGGAGAGGGCAACAGGGGUGACUCGUCCCGCGUCGAUGACGUAAAGCCAGAAACGGGGGGUGAGUGGAGGGAGAUAAGUAGCAGCUUCAAUCAGAGAGAUCCGUGGAAAGCGGAUCUCACACACAAGUUAAAGAUACCAGCGUCCUUAACUCACGUUUCUCUCUCCCCGCACGUGUGGAGCGCGGAGGGGGAGCAGACAGACGACGGCGCCUGCACCACCCCCGGUAGCAUCGCUUCGCAAGCGCGGCGCCCUGUCACUCCGCGCACGCCUCUCGCUCCCGCGGACCUUGCGCAGCACGCGGGGGUUCCGGCGGACGGGCUGACGGCGGAGCGGAACGGCGCAGAUCCGCGGGGUUGGCGAGGCGGAAAUGUUGGAAAUGGGCAAGCCCCGGGGGUCGGGCGCGGACGCGCUGCGUUCCCUAGGAACGCGAGCGUGGAUAGCGGGCGACCCAUGGACGAGGGGGCAUGGGAGGGCUUGGCGCACGCGUGUCUCUUUCCAGGAGGCAGCCGAGUCGCGCAUUGGCCCGAAGAAACGAGCUUGGAGACGGACGGGAUGACGGGUGGCAGUAGGCAGAUAGGGCUACCAGGGACAGAGCAGGAAGGAGGGCACAUAGGAUGGGGCAGCGGCAGAGGAGGCAAGGGGGGUUGCGAAGAGCGGCAGCAUGCAGAGAAGGCGCAGCAAGCACAGCUGUACCAGCAGUUUGACAGGUACAUGCCGUAUGGUGUGCAGCAAAGGCAGCAGCAGCAGCGGCAGCAGGUAUCCCUUCCCCGGAUGUCACCUUCCAGCCAUGCGCUGUCAGAGUCCUGGCCAGCAGCGGGGAGGAAUGGGGUGAAUCCCCCCUACCCAGACAUCAUGAGAUGA
Messenger RNA from Closterium sp. NIES-65, 1497 nucleotides. The record is from the annotation of a GenBank genome assembly. Lineage: Eukaryota; Viridiplantae; Streptophyta; Zygnematophyceae; Desmidiales; Closteriaceae.